This is a messenger RNA of Physcomitrium patens, 2765 nucleotides long. The record is from RefSeq and is a predicted model, not a curated record. NCBI's taxonomy places the organism in Eukaryota, Viridiplantae, Streptophyta, Bryopsida, Funariales, Funariaceae.
GCUGCUUGCUGUCCUUCGAGGCGUAACGCGGUGAGCGAGGGCGCCUUUAGCCCCUCUCUUUGCUGAGUCCCUCCCCUCGUCGCGGUUUGAUUGCCGGGACUGAAGCGCGGAGUUAGCGGCUGCAGCAGCCCCCGCAGAUCGGUUAGCGUUCUUGCGAGGUCGCUCCGGCGUCCUUCUAUUUGCUGUCACUUGCGAAAUUGGCCGCCCGCUUUGGAGGUUGUUGAGUGAGUUGAUGGUUGAGGGAAGUUGAGAGGAAGAGAAGACAAAGGGGAUGAGGUGAUAGGAGGCGAUAGGGGACAAGAAGGUGCGAGCUCUGGGCUUCUGUGGAGCACUCCGGCGUGAAGUAUAUAUAGGAGUGUUGAAAUGCCUCCGUCAUGACAGCAAUUUUCUGGACAAGUAUAUUUACUGAAGCAAUUCGGAGUCUAAGACAGAGGGUUCUGUAGAUUACAUGUGUUAGGUCAUCAUGGGAGCUCAAAGUCAAGAAUUGAAUGGGAGUCGCGGCGGACAUUCAGAUCACACGGUGUCCUCCAACAAUGCCGAUUGUGAAUCACCUCGAGGCAGCUGCAGUAGAGCAAAAUUCGGAGCUAUUCGUGCCAUCAUAGCUACCUCUAAGUUUCGUAAUUCUCUUAAAAAACGACGCGGUUGUGGUGUUCAUCGAUCGAAGAACUUGUCACUGCCUAUCGAAGAUAUACGCGAUUCGAAGGACCAGCAAGCAGUCGAAGAACUUCGCAGAGAGCUGAAUAGCAGAAAUUUACUUCCGGAUGACCAUGAUGAUUACCAUGUUCUUCUGAGGUUUAUCAAGGCAAGGAAAUAUGACAUCAAGAAGACAGCAGAAAUGUGGAAAAACAUGUUAGCUUGGCGCACGGAGUUUGGCACAGACACAAUUGACGAGGACUUCGUUUUUACUGAAAUUGACAAAGUGAGGAAUUACUAUCCUCAAGGGUAUCAUGGAGUGGAUAAAGAAGGCAGACCUGUGUAUAUUGAAAGGAUUGGAAAAAUUCACGCGCAGAAUUUGAUGGAAGUCACCACUCUUGAUAGGUAUUUGAAAUAUCAUGUACAAGAGUUUGAGAAGUUGCUAAACUUGAAGUUUCCAGCAUGCUCUGUUGCAGCCAACCGCCCCAUUCACACUACUACCACCAUUCUCGAUGUAGCUGGAGUGGGUCUGAAGAAUUUCUGUAAGCCUGCGCGAGACUUGAUUGUUGCCAUCCAGAAAGUUGACAACGACAAUUAUCCUGAGACGCUUGCACAGUUGUUUAUUGUUAAUGCUGGGCCAGGGUUCAAAAUGCUUUGGGGCACUAUUAAGGGCUUCUUGGAUCCUCAUACUGCAGCAAAAAUUCAUGUCAUAGGGAACAACUAUCAGAAGAAACUGCUUGAGAUUAUUGACGAAAGUAAUUUGCCAGAUUUUCUUGGUGGAUCUUGCAAAUGUCCAGAAGAAGAAGGUGGAUGUAUGCAGUCUGACAUGGGUCCUUGGAGGGAUCCAGAUGUUCUGAAGGUCGUAUUAGCUGCAACUCAGGUCAAAGGUGCAAGAGAAAGCGUCUCUUCUGCAAUGGAUUUUGCUGAUUCCUUCCAAGAAGAGGACAUAAAAAGGGAAAUAGGGCAUGAAAUUGGUGGACAUGAUGAGUCUACUGCUGAUUCAGGAGAGAAGAGUGUGGAUCAUCCUAAUUUAAAGAUGUCACCAGCGAAAGCAGACAAGCCAGGCACUGGAGCAUUUCCUAGAGGAUAUCGUAGAAAGAAUGAGGGUCAAACUUAUGAAGAAAUUUCUGUGCCCGAGUGGACGACACGUGCAAACGCUCGGUCGAUGUUAUCGUCUCUGCUCUUGGCUAUUCUGGAUUGUUUUAGCUUUCCAUACCGGCUAGCCUCAAAGAUGCCGGAAGGGAAGGAUUCACAGGACAAGAUGAAGGCUGAUGAAUUUGCCAAAACUACAGAACUCAUUACCAGUCGCAUGACUCGGCUUGAAAAAGAUAUCACCAUAUUGUCUUCCACGUGUUUAGCUGCUAAAACAGUUCCAGUGUAUCCUUCCGCAGAGAGGAUCGAAUAUCUUGAAGCAGAACUUGCAGAAACAAAGAAGGACCUGAAGGAGGUCUUGGCAAAGCAGGAGGAGCUUAUCGCAACAUUGGAGCAAAUGAGAGAGCUCUGUAAGAAGAAAAAGAAGUCAACCAGUAGGCUUCAUUGUUGGUGAUCUUACGACCCCUUCGCAUCUAUUAUGAGACCACUUUAUCUGCCAUAAGUGCGCAGUGCCGUGGACUAUAUUUGUCCUUUCAGGCAUUUGCAGGCAUCGUAGAGCAAUCAUGAAGUCCUUGUUGGUCUGGGGUAUCAGCGAGCCGGUCGAAGUUAUGGACUAGCUAACAGCAGACUUCAUCCAGCAGAAAUGAGAUUAUGGCUGUUCCUUCGGGCUAUAAUUUAGCCAUAGCAUCCCUGCAACUGGGAGAAUUGUGAAUAAGACGACUGCGUAGCUAAGCUUCUGCAUUCAGAUCUCCUAAUGCGGUGUGCUUCAUCUUUAGAUAUAUGUAGACUGAUCGGAUCACAUGCCAAAUUUAUUCCAAAGAUUGCCUGAUUCUGGGCAGGUGGAUAAUGAAUUCUUUUCAUCAAGCAGCAUAGAAAUGAUUUUUGUACAAAUAGCUUUACGUGAAUCAGUUGAUGUUACUAAUGUGCUUGAUUGACAAGCACACGGUCUGUUAGAGGGGGUAUGUAUUAUCCCAUGUGCCCGAUUCUGCCCCUGAUGCAGGAAGAAUAUAGCAGUAUAUUUUUAUACUAAUUUCCAUUGA